AGUAUUGGGCACUGUUGUGUUUGUCUGCCUGAGAUGAUAUAUUUCCAUCAAUUCACCAAAUUAAAAACUGAAAGAAACUGCACUCUUCAUAUUUUAGUUUGUCUCCUAUAUCUUACAAUAUUGACCAAAGGGAAAUGUGAAAUAGGAAGCCAAUCUGGACUGGCCAAAAAAUAGAACACCCUUGGAACAUUCCUGUCUCCUGGCUUGAGCAGUGCCAGUGUGAACCUGUACCCCCGACAUGUGUCCCUACAUCUAAUAACUAUCACAAGGACUGGCUGAUUGGGAGGUCAUAUCAGUGUCAUCAGAGAAGAUACCAGGCGUGGCGGCAGGGCCAGUCAGCCAGUUACGACCAGCCAGUGAGCCACGAGCCAGCACACUUACAGACACACAUACACAUGCAAGUACAGACGGACGGGACCUAGACACAGACAGCCACACACAGGUUCAUCCAGUCACCAUGGAGACCUCCAUGUUGGUCAGUCUGACGAUGCUGGUCAGCAUCCUGCUGUUCCCUGCCAGUCACGCCCAGUGUCCUAGCGUCUGCAGCUGUAACGACGCCCUCACAAGCAUACAGUGCAGAGAUCGGGACCUGUUCCACCUGCCUGAGCUGCCCGCGGCGAAGGUGCAUCACCUCAACGUGUCCAACAACAUCCUGGGCCCUGUCCUCACCAUCUCCUUCAGCUCCUUCACCAGGCUCACCCAUCUCGACCUCUCCACCAAUCUUAUCUCCUUCAUCAGCAACGACACAUUCCGUGGCCUGGGAUCCCUGACCCAUCUCGACCUCAGCAGCAACAACCUGAAAGUGUUGGAGGCAGACGUGUUUCAGGGACUUCAUCGGCUGCAGGUGCUCCACCUCAGCAACAACCGCAUUGACACCAUGGACGGAGCAUUCUACCGCCAUCUGUCCAACCUCAGAGAACUCUAUCUCAGUAGGAACAACUUCUUCCAGCUGAAGCUUGGUUUGAGAUUCCAGGUUCUCAACCAACUGCAGGUUCUUGAUCUCUCUCAUAAUGACUUUGCUGACAUUACAAAUGAUGCUUUUGAUAAUGUUCACAGCUGGACAAAUACUGUAAAAAGAAAACUCAGCUUGUCUCACUGUCAAAUCACAUCUGUUGAAAACGGAACUUUUAUACAGUUCCGAGGACUGAAUGACCUUGACCUCUCGGGGGUGACCACAUUGACCUCUGAAAACAUCUCCAUCAUCAUGCAGGACCUCAAACACUCUAACACCAAGCGACUUAACCUGGCAUCAAUGAACCUCGCCAACAUCGACAUGAUCUUUGCCAACUCACCCAAGCUGUCCCUACACUAUCUUAACCUCUCCAACAACAAACUAGAAAACAUAUCAGCUACAGCCUUUGCCAAUGUAGGCUCACUUCAGCAACUAGACAUCAGCCACAACAACAUGCAGGUAUUGCAGCCCUCCUUCACAAGGCUUAACAACCUAAAGACUCUGGACAUUUCUCACAAUGAGCUCAAGUCCUUUGAUGGGCCUGCAGUUGCCCAGCUAACCAGCCUGGAGACUCUCACAGCCAGCCAUAACAGGUUUGAUGACAGGUCACAGCUGAAGCUUAACCCUAUGCAGCAGCUCAAGGUCCUCGAUCUCAGCUUCAACACUCUGGAUGAUCUGAUAACCACUGGUAAUACCAUCAAACUGGAAGAACUAGUUCUGGCAGGAAAUAACAUCUCCAGUCUCGACAUGAUACCGCAGGCAGAUAACCUUCGUGUCCUGGAUGUCAGCCAGAACAAGAUCACCGUUCUCGGACCCUACAUAUUCUCAUCAGCUGUCAAGUUAGAGAAAGUGGAUUUUAGUCGCAACCUGAUCUCAGUGAUCAGUCACAUGGUAUUCCUCCCCAACACCUCCCAUCCCUACAUCAUAAAUCUGUCAGGGAACCAGCUGACCACACUGUGGUUCGGUGGAUGGUCCAGAGCUCAAGUUCUAGAUCUCUCCAACAAUCAGAUAUCUGAAGUUGACUACAAUGCCUUCCAGAGUAUGAGUGACCUGGAAGUGUUAGACCUGUCUUUCAAUUCCAUCACAGGUUUCCAUGACUACACCUUCAGAGACCUUCUGAAUCUGCACACUCUUAUUGUGUCAAACAACUCUCUGGAAAACCACAAUCCCAACCAGAAAUUCAAAUAUACUUUCAAUGGUCUUGGUUCUCUGAAAACACUUGACCUGAGUUCUAACAGCAUCACACAUCUGGAAGAAAGCACUUUUGACAAAAAUCCUGCACUGGUCAACAUAUCUCUUGCUAGUAACCAGCUUUCAAAUAUUUCUCCAUUUGUGUUCAAAGACUUGAAAGAGUUGCAAAACCUCCGCUUAUCUGGCAACCCAUUCCUCUGUGACUGUGCUCUGCUUCCACUGGUGACCUGGCUGACUGAGAUCAAUCCCCACAUCUACGGAAAGUCGUCUUCCGCCUUUGUGUGUGGAUCUCCCUACAGUAGGAGAGGGUUGAGCAUAUUUGACUACGAGGUGACUGUCCUUGAGUGCAAUGAAGGCCUUCUACACUUCAUUGUCUUCGGCUCCCUGGGACUAUUGAUGAUCUUUGUCGGAGUAGUGGGGACCAUUGUUUGUCGGUGCUACCACAAGGGGAGGGUGAUUAUGAAAUCAAAGAUACGUGAUGAGAAGAUAAAGGAAGACGUCAAGGUGAACCAUGUGAGGAAAGCUAAGAAGGACAUGCCCAUGGAGAUACUGGAUGAGCUGGACCACCAUCUCAAGAUGAAGCUGUGGAGCAGCAAACACAAGGGUCUCAGUCAUGUUCCAAACGGUGUUCUGAAACAGAGCAAGACUGAAGAGCCAAAGUCUCACAAGGUCAAAGAAUCUAAGGACAGAGGGAGAAAGGAAAAGAAAGACUCUUCAAGGUCAAGGUCAAAGUCUCAAGAUAGGAAGUCCUCCAAAUCCCGAUCCAAAAGUCGUGACAGGAACAGAUCCCACAGCAAAACUGACAAGAGAACCAAGGAGGAAAAAGAGCGACUCCGACGCUACGAGAAGCAGCUGCUGUUUACACUGGCCCGGUACAACCCAACCAGUCGGUGGGAUUCCGAGGGAAGGGACAGGUGGGCAACGCUUGGACAAAUGGACCUGGGGAACAGGAGAGACUACGAUCCCCAGAGAGCAGAUAUGUUCUAUACCAUGCCCUCUCACCGACGUCAGACUCUGCUAGACGACCGGCGGCAUCGCCAGCCCCCUCAUCGACGUCAUCAACAGACUCUGCUGGAUGACCGGGAGCUCGGCCGGAGUGAGUACAGUCAAAUCAACCGACAAGGCAGACUUGCACCAUCUCACAGGAGAACAGCUAAACCUAGACCCUAUGCACAGGAUGAUCUUGGCAUGAGGAGAGUGUCCCCGUCACACCGAUAUGACAUUGUGCGAGGACGUCGGGGAGGCGAGGAAGACUGCAGGAGACAGACACAGAGGCUGCCAGACAGGUACCACUCCGAACCCUAUGUCCAUUUUCUGAAGGACAGACAACAUGACGGCUAUCAGUCUCAGAAACAUGACCGUCACACUGAACCCAGGUCAAGGGGAGAUAAGCGUGGGUAUGAUGUGAUGACCUUGGAGAAGGCAAAUGCUGCUGAAGGUGCCAGGCAGUCCCGAGGCACAGAAAGAGAAUAUGUUGAGCUGCCAUUCCCCGACACCCGAGGCCGGCCAGGACACGAGGAAAUCAUCAUCCAGCCGCAGAGGAGCAAGAGCUAUGGUGACAUUGAUUUCCAUUCGAAGAAGAGAAGAUUUGAGCAUGAUGCAGACAACUUAUUACACAAACAGAGGGAGCGAGACACAGAGCGCUCCCAGCAAGGGAGGGACACCCAAGAAGCGGCUCAGGUUAGGUUAAGUUCUCACUAUAGGUCAGAGCCUGCCAUUAGUGAAGUGAAAGUGGAAAUUCAUCAGGAAGAUCCAAGGAGAACCCCAGAGCCAGAUUAUCCCUCCGACAAUCCAAAAUUGUCUGACUGGGUUUGACACUGCGACCGUCACAAAGUGUGAAUAUAACAUCCUGACCAGACAGUAACCAUCUAGGAAAGUGUGACAUAUAUGUGAAAUGAAGACCUUGUUGGCCAUGUUUGGUGUGAAAUGAAGACCUUGUUGGCCAUGUUUGGUGUGAAAUGAAGACCUUGUUGGCCAUGUUUGGUGUGAAAUGAAGACCUUGUUGGCCAUGUUUGGUGUGAAAUGAAGACCUUGUUGGCCAUGUUUGGUGUGACAAUGAAGACUUGUUUGACAUAUCUGGUGUGACAACGAAGACUUGUUUGACAUAUCUGGUGUGACAACGAAGAAUUGAUUGGCAUGUUUAGUGUGAAAACGAAGACUUGUUUUGGCAUGUUUAGUGUGAAAAUGGAGACUUUUGGGCAUAUCUGAUUUGACAACGAAGAUUUGUUUGGCAUGUUUGGUUUGUCAUAUUGACUGGACAGUUAAGUAGGAAUCCUACCUGUGUAGAUGAAUGCUAUGUGUGUAAUAUGUGUGUAAUAUGUGUUUGUUUUGUUCUUCCUGAUGUACAGAUUGUGAGUGUAUAUCUUCUCCAUAAGCAUACACAACGGUAUGACUGUACACAUACAAACAUGUGAUAUCAGAUAUAUACAAUACACUCAAUACAUGUGGUAUCAGAUAUAUACAAUACACUCAAUACAUGUGGUAUCAAACAUACAAUACAGUCAAUAUAUGUGGUAUCGGACAUAUACAAUACACUCAAUACAUGUGGUAUCAGACAUACAAUACAGUCAAUACAUGUGGUAUCAGACAUACAAUACAGUCAAUACAUGUGGUAUCAGACAUACAAUACAGUCAAUACAUGUGGUAUCAGAUAUAUACAAUACAGUCAAUACAUGUGGUAUCAGACAUACAAUACAGUCAAUACAUGUGGGAUCAGAUAUAUACAAUACAGUCAAUACAUGUGUUAUCAGACAUACAAUACGCUCAAUACAUGUGGUAUCAGACACACAAUACACUCAAUACAUGUGACAUUAGGCACAUAAUGCACUCAAUACAUGUGACAUCAGACAUAUAAUGCACUCAAUACAUGUGACAUCUGACACACAAUGCACCCAAUACAUGUGACAUCAGACAAACAAUACAUGUGACAUCAGACACACAAUACAUGUGACAUCUGACACACAAUGCACCCAAUACAUGUGACAUCAGACAAACAAUACAUGUGACAUCAGACACACAAUACAUGUGACAUCAGACAAACAAUACAUGUGACAUCAGACACACAAUACAUGUGACAUCAGACACACAAUGCACCCAAUACAUGUGACAUCAGACAAACAAUACAUGUGACAUCAGACACACAAUACAUGUGACAUCAGACAAACAAUACAUGUGACAUCAGACACACAAUACAUGUGACAUCAGACACACAAUACAUGUGACAUCUGACACACAAUACAUGUGACAUCAGACACACAAUGCACCCAAUACAUGUGACAUCAGACACACAAUACAUGUGACAUCAGACACACAAUACAUGUGACAUCAGACACACAAUACAUGUGACAUCAGACACACAAUACAUGUGACAUCAAACACACAAUGCACCCAAUACAUGUGACAUCAGACACACAAUACAUGUGACAUCAGACACACAACACAUGUGACAUCAGACAAACAAUGCAUGUGACAUCAGACAAACAAUACAUGUGACAUCAGACACACAAUACAUUUGACAUCAGACACAAUACAUGUGACAUCAGACACACAAUACAUGUGACAUCAGACACACAUUGCACUUGAUUCAUGAACAGAGCAAGCAGUGGUGAGUGGAUCUAGGUGAACUCAACAUUGAGAUGUUCGUCCUUCAGUGAGUGUGGGGUGUGAGUAGGGGUGAAACGAUACAGCUAGGUUACGAAUCGAUACAUAUUAUGUUGCAUAGGUCAUGAUAUGAUACGUAUCGUAAUGCGAAUAUUUACGUCAAAUCGUGUGGAAAUCUCUUACUAUAAAUACUUCUGAGCAGUAUCAAAAGGAAAAGCUAGUUGUAGCCACAUGUUUGUAGCGGCUAUUAUUAGUAGUGAACUUAAAACUCGAAUUCCAACACAUUUUGCGAUAUUUUACUGACAAAAACUCUGAGGUCAUAAAACAAGUAGUAAGUAAUUUCUUUAACAAGUGUAUCGUCUUGUAUCAAUACAGAAAAAACGUACCGUGUAUCGUAUCAUCGCACCAGUGCACCGAUGUAUUGUUCACCUGUGGGUGUGAGCAAGCUGGAGGGGAUGCUGUAGGGGAUGCUGUAUAUAGCUGCAUGUAUAAACUGGACACUCAUAACCAUUCCUGUAGUACACAUGUAUUUCCUGGUAUCAGUAGUAAACAUAUAAGGUUCA
This is a messenger RNA of Haliotis rufescens (red abalone), 6306 nucleotides long. RefSeq names its product toll-like receptor 4. The transcript is spliced from 2 exons. Gene Ontology annotation, molecular function: protein binding. The record is from RefSeq and is a predicted model, not a curated record. Lineage: Eukaryota; Metazoa; Mollusca; Gastropoda; Lepetellida; Haliotidae. The coding region runs from base 458 to 3958 and encodes 1166 amino acids.